AGUUAGUCAAUCAAAAUGAAGCGGUUGCUGUUUCUUGCGUUGCUAGUGGCUGCCUGGGCUGAAGAGGAUGUGCUGCCUCUGGCCGAGCCUUGUGAUCCCGAGGCUUGCCAGCUGCCCGCCUGCAGGUGCUCUGGUACUGACAUUCCUGGUGGACUUCACCCACGGGAUACGCCACAAUUUGUCUUAUUGACUUUUGAUGACGGGGUGAACAUCGUCAACAUUGACAGUUAUCGCAACCUCGUUUACAAUCGUCGCAACAGCAAUGGCUGUCCCGUCGGUACCACCUACUACAUCAACCACGAGUAUACCGACUACACCCUCGUGAAUGAGUUGUAUAACCAAGGGUUCGAGAUUGCACUCCACUCCAUAAGCCACCAAACUCCGGACACCUACUGGAAGGAAGCUACUUAUGAUGACAUGAAGUUGGAAUUUGGAGACCAGAGAAGGCAAAUGUCUCAUUUCGCUAAUAUUCCGAUUGAUGCAAUUAAAGGUGUCCGCAUUCCGUUCCUGCAGAUGUCUGGUAACUCUUCCUUCCAAGUCAUGACUGACUUCGGGCUGGAGUAUGACUGCACCAUGCCAACCGCCAACCAGAUCAACCCUGGCUUGUGGCCGUAUACCCUAGACUAUGCCUCCACCCAAGAUUGCGUUAUUCCUGAAUGCCCCAGUGCGUCUAUUCCUGGAGUAUGGGUGCUGCCUUUGGUCAGCUGGGUCGAUUUGAGCGGAUUCAUUUGCUCUAUGGUUGAUUCUUGCUUUAGUGUGCCUCCCUUGAACGACGAAGAGGCCUGGUUCGAGUUCAUAGUGACCAACUUCGAGAGACACUACAAGGGCAACCGCUCGCCUUUCGGUUUCUACGUCCACGAGUGGUACAUCGCAAGUAACCCCGCCAUCUUCAGGGCUUUGGGAAGAUUCUUAGACAUGGUCAACAAUCUACAAGACGCUUUUCUGGUAAACUCUGCUGAGGUGCUCGACUGGGUGAAGGAUCCCGUCCCAGUUCCCGAGUACAGGAGCCGCCCGUGCAAAAGCUGGGUGUCCACCGCGUGCCCGCGCCAGAGCUGCGGCCCUCUCACCUCAGACCACAACGUUUGGGGUGCAUACUGGAUGCAGAUCUGUAACACGUGUCCAAACACAUACCCAUGGUUGGGAAACCCCCUCGGUGAAUAGAAUCUGCUUUGUUUAUUUGAAAGUUAUCUUGUUAAGAUAGAGAAAAAGCAAGAGUGGGAAACUGCGUACGAAAUAAGUUUAAGAAGACAACAUAUUUAGUCAAGUAUUUAAUAAAACUCAAUCAAAAAAUAAUUUAAAUGUAUUCCUCCUCAGUUCUGAAAUUUUGUUAUUAUAAGUAAGUACUCAAUUAAUUUUGGAAUAUUUACAAAAAUUGUGCAUGGCUGAGGAAGCUAACAAAUAAACUUCUAAAUAUAAAA
Leguminivora glycinivorella is the source of this 1418-nucleotide messenger RNA. Its product is annotated as chitin deacetylase 8-like. The transcript is spliced from 6 exons. The record is from RefSeq and is a predicted model, not a curated record. Gene Ontology annotation, molecular function: hydrolase activity, acting on carbon-nitrogen (but not peptide) bonds. Gene Ontology annotation, biological process: carbohydrate metabolic process. NCBI's taxonomy places the organism in Eukaryota, Metazoa, Arthropoda, Insecta, Lepidoptera, Tortricidae. The coding region runs from base 16 to 1161 and encodes 381 amino acids.